CUUAAGUAGCAGUCUUUAAUGUUUAAACGCGCUAGUAAUUGGUGAUAGCGUACUUGCUUUUGUCGAUUAUAUCUUUUCGAUUAAGGAAAUAAUAAAAAAAUUCAACGCCACCUUUGAAUAAUUCCAUUCUCCCUAAUAAAGUCAAAAAUCAAAGCUUCGUUAUAUAAAAACGAAAAAGAAUGUUGUAUUGUUAAGCAAAAGAUCGAACAUCGGAUGAACAGAUCUGUCUAUCGUUGGUCCAGCUUAAUUUUAAGAAAAAUGGCCGAAGAAAUCAAUAAAUCCGAGAUUCGAUCAUCCCCGUCGAUUAUAGCGAAAUCCAGAUCGUUAUGGCCCUCCGUUCUCCGUUGGAUUCCUACUUCCACUGAUCAUAUCAUCGCCUCCGAGAAACGCCUUCUCUCUCUCGUCAAGACUCCAUAUGUGCAAGAGCUCGUGAAUAUAGGUUCAGGUCCGCCUGGUUCUAAGGUUAGGUGGUUUCGUUCUUCAAGUAACGAGCCGAGGUUCAUAAACACAGUCACCUUUGAUAGCAACGAGGGUUCUCCCACCCUUGUUAUGGUACACGGAUAUGCUGCUUCUCAAGGUUUCUUUUUCAAGAAUUUUGAUUAUCUUGCCAAUCGUUUCAAGGUUAUUGCUAUUGAUCAGCUUGGUUGGGGUGGAUCAAGUAGGCCUGAUUUUACAUGCAAAAGCACUGAAGAAACUGAGGCAUGGUUUAUUGAUUCUUUGGAGGAGUGGCGCAAAGCAAAAAACCUUAGUAACUUCAUAUUACUUGGGCAUUCUUUUGGAGGAUAUGUUGCAGCUAAAUAUGCUCUCAAGCAUCCUGAACAUGUUCAACACUUAAUUUUAGUGGGGACUGCUGGACUUUCAUCAGAAUCAGACACAACAUAUGAGUGGGUAACCCGCUUCAGAGCAACAUGGAGGGGGGCAAUUUUGAGUCAUUUGUGGGAGUCUAAUUUUACUCCUCAGAAGAUUAUAAGAGGCUUAGGUCCUUGGGGUCCAGAUCUUGUACGAAAGUAUACAGCUGCUAGGUUUACUAACAGAUAUUCACCUGAGGGUGUAUUUACAGAGGAGGAGUCUAGACUUCUAUCUGAUUAUGUGUACCAUACCUCAGCUGCCAAAGCAAGUGGAGAGCUCUGCUUAAAAUAUAUAUUUGCAUUUGGAGCAUUUAAUCGGGCACUUUUAAACAGUGCAUCUGAGUGGAAAGUGCCAACCACUUUUAUAUAUGGGGCUGAAGAUUGGAUGAACUACCAAGGAGCCCAAGAAGCUCGCGAGCAAAUGAAGGUCCCAUGUGAAAUUAUCAGGGUUCCUCAGGCCGGACAUUUUGUGUUUCUUGAAAAUAGAGAUGGAUUCCAUUCAGCUGUGUUGUAUGCCUGUAGGAGAUUUCUUUCACCUAACCCUGAUAAAGAACCCUUUCCUGACGAUUUGGUAUCAGCAUAGAAGAAGCAAAGUAUUUUUUAAUUUCUUUCCACAUGUUGUAUGACGCAUUACACCGAGUUUCAUUGGUCAGAAGAUUAUUUGGGUAAAGAAAAAACAUUAUUUGCCUGUAGCUUGUAUCAUAAUAUUUUUAUAUACGUAUUAUGUGUUUGGCAGUA
Molecule: messenger RNA, 1586 nt
Organism: Gossypium raimondii (Peruvian cotton)
Lineage: Eukaryota; Viridiplantae; Streptophyta; Magnoliopsida; Malvales; Malvaceae
Product: 1-acylglycerol-3-phosphate O-acyltransferase
Exons: 9
Coding region: 214-1431 (405 amino acids)
Molecular function (GO): A2-type glycerophospholipase activity
Source: RefSeq, a predicted model, not a curated record